Knipowitschia caucasica is the source of this 243-nucleotide messenger RNA. The record is from the annotation of a GenBank genome assembly. Lineage: Eukaryota; Metazoa; Chordata; Actinopteri; Gobiiformes; Gobiidae.
AUGGUCCCCUCAAACAUGAGCUGCGGGCUAGCGUUACAAAGCUGCACAACUUUGUUAUCGGAGCGUUUUUCCCUCUAUCAUAAAGACUCCACGCUUCCAUGUGGGCGCGUGUGGAGUAGCGUCAAAGCCCACGCAAUUCAAGGUCCGGUUUUUUGUACUGAGCUGUUUCCACACCUCAUCCUGAUAUCUCCCUGUCCCUGCCAUGGACUCCUGGUGAGGGAGGGAACGAAGAUUGACCGGUAA